AUGGCUGCCAACCAAAGAGACGGGGUUAACAAUAAUGAUGGUCCAAAUCACAUCGCUCAGGACCAAAAUGUGCGAGCAUUAAGAGAUUAUGUGCUCCCUACUGUCACAAGAGUGCACUCGUGCAUUAGGCCGCCGACGGUUACUGCCAAUAACUUUGAGAUCAAGCCGGCGAUGAUACAAAUGGUCCAGACUUCUGUCCAGUUUGGUGGUCUCCCCAAUGAGGAUCCUAACUUGUACAUAGUGAACUUCCUUGAGCUAUGUGCAACGUUUAAGUUUAAUGGGGUGAGCGAUGAUGCAAUAAGGUUGAGAUUGUUCCCUUUUUCACUAAGGGACAGGGCAAAAAGUUGGCUUAUUUCUCUACAGGCCAACUCAAUCAAUACAUGGGAGGAACUAGCUCAGAAGUUUCUCUCAAAGUUUUUUCCUUCUGCAAAAGCUGCUAAGUUGAGGGGAGAAAUCAAUAACUUUUAUCAGAAUGAGGGAGAGUCAUUGUACGAUGCUUGGGAAAGAUUCAAAGACCUGCUCAAGAAAUGCCCUCAUCAAGGUAUAGAGAAGUGGAUGUUAGUCCACAAUUUUUAUAAUGGGCUUUGCGGUACUACUCGCACUAUAAUAGAUGCAGCAGCAGGUGGUGCUUUCAUGAGUAAAGGGGCUGAUGAGGUUGCUUCAUUGACAAAGCAGUUGCAACAAAACAGGAUCUCAGCUCAAGCCCAGUCUAUACAGAUGCAAGCAGUGUGUAAAUUAUGUGGAGGGCCUCAUUUGUAUGAACAGUGUACAACGGCUAACAUGUAUGGUAAUAUGCCAGUUAAUCAGGCUCAGGUACAGGCAGUUGGUAAUUUUCAGAGGCCUUAUCAAAACCCACUCUCCAAUACUUACAAUCCUGGGUGGAGAAAUCACCCAAAUUUCUCAUGGAGAAACAAUCAGGGCCAACAGUCACAGUUUCAAGGACCAUACCAGCAACACAUGUCACAACAGCCUAUGAAUCAAGCCUCAUCGUCACACCAGCCUAGACCGCAAGAUCAACCAGAAAAGCCUAAUGAUUUGCAAGCAACCUUACAGCAAGGGAAUUUGCCUAGUAAUACCGUGGUAAAUCCUAAAGAGAACUGUCAAGCAAUUUCGUUGAGGAAUGGUAAGCAAGUGGAGCAGCCUAGUAUACAAAAGUCAGUGGUUCAGAAUGAAGAGUUGGGUGAGAAAUCAGAUAAAAAUGCGAAUGGGGUGACUGAAGACCACCAGGGUUCAAACAAGUGUCCUCCCUUUGUUGAUAACCAGCCAGUUCAACUGCAUAUCAAUAUUCCUUUUGCUGAGGCAUUAGAGCAGAUGCCUAGGUAUGUGAAAUUUAUGAAAGAGAUUAUGUCAAAGAAAAGGAAGAUGGAAGAUUAUGAGACGGUGGCGCUCACUGAAGAGUGCAGUGCGAUAUUGCAGAGGAAGUUGCCCCAAAAGUUUAGAGAUCCGGGGAGCUUUACUAUACCGUGUACAAUUGGGAAGUUUGAAUGUAAGCAUGCUUUGUGUGAUUUGGGGGCGAGUAUAAAUCUGAUGCCUUUGUCUGUAUUAAGAAGACUUGGUUUGGGGGAGGCUAGUCCUACAACAGUCACAUUACAGUUAGCAGAUCGUUCAGUGAAACAUCCAAGGGGAAUUAUUGAAGAUGUUCUUGUGAAGGUGGAUAAGUUUAUUUUUCCUGCUGAUUUUAUCGUUCUGAAUAUGGAGGAGGAUAUGGAUGGUGAAGAAGUGGUAUUCAAUGUGUUUAAGGCGUUAAAGUUUGCAAAUGUAAAUGAUAGUUGUUUCAGAGUUGACCAGGUAGAGAAAGCGGUGGCAGAAAUCAAUCUUACAGAGGAUUCACUUCAAAAGAGUUUGACAAUUGGGGAUAUAGAUGCUGAGUUAGACAGUUAG
Molecule: messenger RNA, 1881 nt
Organism: Humulus lupulus (European hop)
Lineage: Eukaryota; Viridiplantae; Streptophyta; Magnoliopsida; Rosales; Cannabaceae
Exons: 5
Coding region: 1-1881 (626 amino acids)
Source: RefSeq, a predicted model, not a curated record